Molecule: messenger RNA, 1479 nt
Organism: Cynoglossus semilaevis (tongue sole)
Lineage: Eukaryota; Metazoa; Chordata; Actinopteri; Pleuronectiformes; Cynoglossidae
Gene: snx12
Product: sorting nexin 12
Exons: 6
Coding region: 210-692 (160 amino acids)
Biological process (GO): endocytic recycling; late endosome to Golgi transport
Cellular component (GO): retromer complex; early endosome membrane
Molecular function (GO): phosphatidylinositol-3-phosphate binding
Source: RefSeq, a predicted model, not a curated record
AGAUUCCAGAAGGGUAGGGCGCAGGGCGGCUGGCCCCGGCUGCAACACACAACAUUCGAGUCAGCUACUUCCUUAGCUGAACCGAUCGGCUACCAACAACCGGUUGAUGCCUUCUUCCGAUGGGAUUUCAAAUUAAACAGUGCAUUUAGCUGCUUUGACGCCGUUUAAUUCGCCGUUGGUCGUCCAAAGAGUGUAAGCAACCUGACAACAUGACAGAUUCCGCGGUGGCCGACACUCGCCGGUUGAAUUCCAAGCCCCAGGACCUCACGGAUGCUUACGGUCCUCCCAGCAAUUUCUUGGAGAUAGACGUCCACGAGCCACAAAUUGUCGGAGUUGGGCGGAACCGUUACACAACUUACGGAGUUCGAAUGAGGACAAACCUUCCCAUUUUCAAACUGAAGGAUUCCUGCGUGAGAAGAAGAUACAGUGACUUUGAGUGGUUAAAGAACGAGCUGGAGAGAGACAGUAAGAUUGUAGUACCACCUCUGCCGGGAAAAGCCCUGAAGAGGCAGUUGCCGUUCCGUGGAGAUGAGGGACUAUUCGAUGAGAACUUCAUAGAGCAGCGGCGAGUGGGCCUGGAACAGUUCAUCAACAGAAUUGCAGGUCACCCACUGGCCCAGAACGAGCGCUGUCUUCACAUGUUCCUGCAGGAUGAGAGCAUCGACCGUAACUACAUUCCUGGAAAAGUAUGAAUGAAACAAUACAGGCUGCUGCUCCUGAACCAAGUACUUAUAUUUCUACAUCACGUCACUAAAAACCUGGUGGAAACGUCAGAACUGAGCAGAAUCAACAGUGUAGGAAAAGAAAUACGGCAACCUAUCCUGGACAAAAUUAAACCAUUGGCAACAUUUGAAACAUUUAACAAUGAUUACUUCAGCCAUUCCACAUAUUUUUUGUGCAUUAUUUUUGAUCAUGUAAUCCAGAAGUCAUUGUAUCACAGCUAUUUUUUUUUUUUUUUUACAAUGACGUUUAUGGUUUAAGUUUUUCAACAUCUGAUUUUAAUCUUCCCUGCUUUGACAUUAGAUUUUCGAUUAAAAGCUCCCAAAGUGAAGCAACAUGUAGCAUCCUGAGAAAAGACAGUUCCAUACGUUGCAUUUUCUCCUGUUUCCAUCCUGGACUUGUUCUACAUCGUUUUCACCCCCUCACUGCAUCACCCCCCGCCCUCCCCCACAUACUUGGUUGUUCUUUGUCAGAUCAGCUGUCCAGAAUGUUACAUGGAGAUAUAAUAAACAGAGUAUAAGCACUGUGAACAGUAUUUCAUGGUUUAAAGGCAUACUCCAUGACUCGCACUAAGGAUUACUCUGUGCUUGUUUUCAGCUGUUCAAUGCUUCUUUUGUUUUUUGUUUUUUGCUUCGUUUUUUUAAUCUAUAUCAUAUUUUGUGAACUAUUAUACAUGUUACCACUGAAGUUCUGCUGUGGGCCACAGAGGAAGCCCCUGGUCACUCCUGUCCUCAGAUUAAAGUCCCUGCUGCCUGUUGA